AUGAAGUACGCAAUUGGUGCGGCACACAGGCCUGGGUCAGGUCUCGCCUCGUACGCGAGCGCGCAGGACCUCGUGCAGGCCGCGGCAGAACGCCUUCGGGAGAAGAAGAAGUCAUUCAGUCACGUACGUGUUCAGUUCACGUACGUGGCUCUCCACGGUGAGGGCUUCGACUCCAACGAGGCGUUCGUGGACAUCAUCCACACCGACGAGCACUGCGGGCUCGUGGUCGUCCGCCCGCUGGUGGACGACAACGGCGCCCUCGUCCCCGACACGCUCGAGCUCAUCGUGCAGUUCGACCGGCCUCGGACGCAAACGGCCGCGGCCCGCGAGCUCGGCGUCGAUCCGGAGGCGGUGCGGGGCGUCUCCGCGGUCUACGCGCAGGAGGCGAUGCUGCUCAACAACUCUGCGGACGAGUCAUCCGUCCUGCUGCGGGACUGCGGCAACGUGCGACAACGUCCGUUGUCGAAAUCAGGGGGCCCGCGCCAACGCAAGUACGCGAAGGCGCGUCUACGUGGCGAGCCGCGCGCCGUACUUGCAGGCUUCAAGAAGCUGCACUGUGGGGCAGUGUGGUUGAAGCGCGUGGUGGAGGGCGGGUGCGUCUACACGGACGUGCUCGUGGAGUUCGUGUGCAGCUACCCGCUGCGAAAGGCCGCAGACAUCCUAGUCGCGGAGGUCAUCAGCCUCGAGCACGCUGAGCCCGGGGACGCGCGCGCAGAGCUGAAAACCGCGCGUGCCGACGCGAAAAAGCGCGCACGCGCCACCACCAAGAUGGCGUCCCACACGCCUCCAGUUCCCGAGCAGGACGAGAUUUUCGUCGGGGACCUGAGCAGCCUGGGACGCGGCAUGAUGCCGCCGUCGGAUGUCGACGUGGCGGCGUUUCGUAAAGCCGCGGCCGAAGCCCACCCCAGGGAGAUGUGCGAACUCUGGCGUGGGAUGAGUGACGUCCAUGCGCUGCUCGGCACGGACGGACGCGACGUGGCGCUACCCAAGGUGCUCGAAGUGGUGAAGGUGCUCCGGGAGCAAGGAGUCAAACACCUUGUCGGUCCGGCUGAGGCCGCCUGCUUCCGCGACCCGGACGGCCGCGCGGACGCUGCAGGCCACACGUGGGAAACUAUUACCCUCGCGGUCUGCAUGGGGGAUGUGUUCGGGGUGUUUUGGCGACGCAACAAGAAGGACAGCAACGGCAUGCGUCUGGAUAUGAGCCAGGAGGACUUCCAGAGGCUCAGCAGGAUGUCGGGUUUCUACCUGAUCCUCACGCAGGUAUUCCGCGUGGAGCCGGACGGGUCGGAGGUCUUCGUCGGCUGGGCGAUCUGGUACGUGGGGGGCAGCGACCGGCUGGGCGAGCGCCUGAACGACGACGACCACCCGGCCGCCGACGGCCAGGUGUGGUUCAAGGGCACGACUGUCAAGACUCGGCGCACCAUGGUGAUGGUGUUCGAAUCGAAGUACGCCUGGACCGGCGAGCGAGCGCUCCUCGCUGUCGACAACUUUCCGCGCAAUAUUAAAUCCAACGACGGCGAGAGGAUCCUUGGGAGCGCCCUCGUCGAGAUCCCCCCCCCCACACCGCAGACGUUUUAUCUCGUGUGCGAGAGGCUGCGCGCGCGCUUGCAGCCCGGCUUCGAGCUUGCGUUCCGCGAGCUCACCAAGCCGCUCGCAGAGAAGGUCACGCUGAAAGACGGGACCAAAACUACUGGCUUCGACGACGAGAAGGCGCGGUUCGUGGAGUGGAUGGACAACGUCGUCGCCUGGUACCCGGGUGGCGGUCUCGCGAACCACCGUGAAGUGAGAAAGAUCACGUUGAGCAAUGGGAGCAAGCUCUGCGCGUGCUGGCACGCCUUCUACGAGUGGUUGGAUCGCCCGGAGACGUCGGACGAGUCCAGGGGCGCCCCGAUCGUCGGAGAGGUGCGGGAGCUGCUGGAAGCGAACCUGAAGGCCAUGGUGGGAGGGCUCCCGGACGAUCCGGACCGUUUCUACCAGGACAAGGUCCGCCAGCUGGCGACGCCCAUCGGCUUUGCCGCCGAAGAGCCCGCCGCGGCAUCGCGCGCGACAGGCGCAGGCGCCCCCCUGAGCCCGCGUGCACCGGUGCCGCGCCGCCGCAGCACGGUCGCUGGACCGCGCUCGCCCCAGCGUGGCGCGCCAGCCGUCGCCGCGGGCGGUUCGCAGGGCUGA
This is a messenger RNA of Pedinophyceae sp. YPF-701, 2169 nucleotides long. NCBI's taxonomy places the organism in Eukaryota, Viridiplantae, Chlorophyta, Pedinophyceae. The record is from the annotation of a GenBank genome assembly.